Molecule: messenger RNA, 1659 nt
Organism: Knipowitschia caucasica
Lineage: Eukaryota; Metazoa; Chordata; Actinopteri; Gobiiformes; Gobiidae
Source: the annotation of a GenBank genome assembly
AUGUACAUGAAGAGAGUCUUGUUCUUUGUCCGACACCCCUUUCCACCUCCUUCGGCUCCCUCUGCCCUCCCUCGGCUCCUCUCUGCCCUCCCUCGGCUCCUCUCGGCCCUCCCUCGGCUCCUCUCUGCCUCCCUCGGCUCCUCUCGGCCCUCCCUCGGCUCCUCUCGGCCCUCCCUCGGCUCCUCUCUGCCCUCCCUCGGCUCCUCUCGGCCCUCCCUCGGCUCCUCUCGGCCCUCCCUCGGCUCCUCUCUGCCUCCCUCGGCUCCUCUCUGCCCUCCCUCGGCUCCUCUCUGCCUCCCUCGGCUCCUCUCGGCCCUCCCUCGGCUCCUCUCUGCCUCCCUCGGCUCCUCUCUGCCUCCCUCGGCUCCUCUCUGCCUCCCUCGGCUCCUCUCUGCCUCCCUCGGCUCCUCUCUGCCUCCCUCGGCUCCUCUCGGCCCUCCCUCGGCUCCUCUCGGCCCUCCCUCGGCUCCUCUCGGCCUCCCUCGGCUCCUCUCGGCCCUCCCUCGGCUCCUCUCUGCCUCCCUCGGCUCCUCUCUGCCUCCCUCGGCUCCUCUCGGCCCUCCCUCGGCUCCUCCUCGGCUCCUCUCCUCCUCUCCUCUCUGCCUCCCUCGGCUCCUCUCUGCCUCCCUCGGCUCCUCUCUGCCUCCCUCGGCUCCUCUCUGCCUCCCUCGGCUCCUCUCGGCCCUCCCUCGGCUCCUCUCGGCCCUCCCUCGGCUCCUCUCGGCCCUCCCUCGGCUCCUCUCUGCCUCCCUCGGCUCCUCUCUGCCUCCCUCGGCUCCUCUCUGCCUCCCUCGGCUCCUCUCUGCCUCCCUCGGCUCCUCUCUGCCUCCCUCGGCUCCUCUCUGCCUCCCUCGGCUCCUCUCGGCCCUCCCUCGGCUCCUCUCUGCCCUCCCUCGGCUCCUCUCUGCCCUCCCUCGGCUCCUCUCUGCCCUCCCUCGGCUCCUCUCGGCCCUCCCUCGGCUCCUCUCGGCCCUCCCUCGGCUCCUCUCGGCCCUCCCUCGGCUCCUCUCUGCCUCCCUCGGCUCCUCUCUGCCCUCAUUCGGCUCCUCUCUGCCUCCCUCGGCUCCUCUCUGCCCUCCCUCGGCUCCUCUCUGCCUCCCUCGGCUCCUCUCUGCCUCCCUCGGCUCCUCUCUGCCCUCCCUUGGCUCCUCUCUGCCCUCCCUCGGCUCCUCUCUGCCCUCCCUCGGCUCCUCUCUGCCUCUCUCGGCUCCUCUCUGCCCUCCCUCAGAUCCUCUCUGCCCUCCCUCGGCUCCUCUCUGCCCUCCCUCGGCUCCUCUCUGCCCUCCCUCGGCUCCUCUCUGCCCUCCCUCGGCUCCUCUCUGCCCUCCCUCGGCUCCUCUCUGCCUCCCUCGGCUCCUUUCUGCCCUCCCUCGGCUCCUCUCUGCCUCCCUCGGCUCCUCUCUGCCCUCCCUCGGCUCCUCUCUGGCUCCCUCGGCUCCUCUCUGCCCUCCCUCGGCUCCUCUCUGCCCUCCCUCAGCUCCUCUCUGCCUCCCUCAGAUCCUCUCUGCCCUCCCUCAGAUCCUCUCUGCCUCCCUCAGCUCCUCUCUGCCUCCCUCAGAUCCUCUCUGCCUCCCUCGGCUCCUCUCUGCCUCCCUCGGCUCCUCUCUGCCUCCCUCGGCUCCUCUCUGCCCUCCCUCAGCUCCUCUCUGCCCUCCCUGA